Molecule: messenger RNA, 2075 nt
Organism: Coffea arabica (coffee)
Lineage: Eukaryota; Viridiplantae; Streptophyta; Magnoliopsida; Gentianales; Rubiaceae
Source: RefSeq, a predicted model, not a curated record
ACACAAACACACACACAGAGCACACUGCUACCACACUCCAAGCAGUCGCACAGUCUCCAAAGAAAGAACCCUUGUCAAAGAGAAACAUGGAGGACCAGCAACCAACAGCAGAGGCCCACCGGGAGAAGUGUUGUGAUAUCUGUGGUGACAUAGGUGUCAGUGAUGCAAUUCAAACUUGCCCUCAAUGCAAAAUUUCUUGUGAACACAUUUACUGCAUGCGUGGCUCUGUGGUGAUGCUUUCUCCAAAAGAUUGGUGCUGCGAUGAUUGUCUUCGCAGCAUUAAAAUGCUGUCAUCAACAUCUGGCUUUAUGGAAGACUUGGUUUGCAGGUCGCAAUUCGGAACGGCUAGCAGGCUGCGCAAAAGUUCUCAACCUAACAAGCAACCUUGUGAUUUGAGGCAGAAUGGGAUUGACAAGAAGAUCCCUCAUGGAAAAGUGAAGUAUAUGCAUGUUGAAGAAGUUAUUAUGCUAUCAUCAGGAGCUAAGAAUUCUAAUUCCCCCAUUAAGUCCAAGUCCACAUGCAGCACCAAACCAGUAUCCUGGAAGAAUGGAGCCUCUGCUUUGGAUAGAACUCCUGUCAAGCCAAAAGCUAUACCUGCAGAGUCUUCAAUACACAUAGUUAGAGUAAAUCCUCCUUUCGUAACCUCAAAACAGUUGAAAGCAGUGAGACCUAACAACUCCCAGUUGAAUACGGUGCCUGGGCAACAUGUUCCACAAUCUUUCAAAGGACUAAGAGAAACAGGUGCUAUUCAGGCUUCUUUGAAGGGACAAAUGCAGAAGGAACAGCCUAAGGAUACUUUUAAGGAUAAAGGAGAAAUUAGGGUGGGAAAGGCAAUCACGAAAGCAGUCUCUGCUUCUUCACCAGCGACAUGUGGUCAAGCAAGUGUAAACUUAGAAACAGGUCCUUUUCAGGCUUCCUUGAAGGGAGAAAUGCAGAAGGAACAGCCUAAGGAUACUUCUAAGUAUAAAGCAGAAACUAGGGUGGAGAAGGAAAUUAUCAAAACAGUCUCUGCAUCUUCACCAGUGGCAUGUGGUCAAGCAAGUGUUAUUUCAGGUGGUGAUGUUUUCCUCAAUCUGGAGCUAGAGAAGACUGAUUCUAGGACCGCUGAUCCAAUUGGUAUCUUUCCCGAGGUCAGGAAAUGCUCAAGUGGUCCUGCUUUAGAUGCUACCUGGAAAGGACGCUUGAAGAUUUAUAAUGAUCCUGAACAUGGGGAAAUGAAUGGAGUUCAAGCUUAUCCUCCUUCCAGAGUCCUUAGAAAGGUGUAUGAAUUUUCAAAGCAUAUGCCUGAAAUUCUUGGGUUUGAAUUGAUUCCGCGGGGGAUCUUUGGCCAAACUUGUUCCAGAAUUACUGUCUUGACAGAAGAGAUAUUGGACUGUACUUCUUUCCCAGUUUUAUUGAGAGAAGCCAUGGAAGCAGGGGACUUAGCACUGCGGAACCUAAUGGAUGGGGUUGAGCUGUUAAUAUUUACAUCUAAAGUCUUGAGCUUGGACUGCCAAGAAUGGAAUGGGAGACACUUUCUAUGGGGAGUUUUUCAUUCCUUGAAAAAAGCUAAAAGACAUGCAUGUCAGGUUGAUGGUGCUUAUGAAAUUCCUGGUGAAUGGAACAGCAAUCAGGACAUUGACAUGGACGUAGACAUGAUGGCUGGGGAAGAGGUUGGAAGAAUUGAUGUUGCUGUUCCUAGGGCAUCUCUUCAGCUGGUACCGCUGGCAACAGAUAUUAUUGCUGCCUCUGUCGCAGCAUCUGAUGACAUGGAAAUAGACAUGGUGGGUGGGGAAGAGGUGGGAAAAAUGGAUGUUAUUAUUUCAAGACAAUGUGAAGAGGUGCUGCCACUGGCAGUGGAUCCUACUAAUUCAAGCGAAGCAGGCAUAGAAAUUCCUCCUGGUUUUGAAAACAAAUCAAGGCCUGUGAAAAUUGAAAGACCUGUUCAGGUGCUACCAUUGCCAGCGAAUGUUGCUGAUUCAGGGCAUAACAUAAUGAAAAAUCAUUUAUCUAACAACUUUUCCAAGCCAGCUGCAUCCCAGAGAUUGGAUACUGGUUCCUUUCAGCUUCCUUUGAAUGCAAAAUCUGAGCUCUGA